Messenger RNA from Cylicostephanus goldi, 1200 nucleotides. Lineage: Eukaryota; Metazoa; Nematoda; Chromadorea; Rhabditida; Strongylidae. The record is from the annotation of a GenBank genome assembly.
AUCCUCGCUCCAUUCACUGACGUAUUCUCAGAAAUUCAUGCCUACUUAUAUGUUUUCUUAUGCGUUGUAGGAGUAUUCGCCAACAUCGCCAUCGUCGUUGUCCUAUUACGGCCAGCAAUGCGGCGGUCUCCAUUUAAUCUUUUCCUUAUAUGUAUCGCCAUCUGUGAUGCUACUUUAAUGGCUACUUAUCUUCUUUAUAAACAUGUGAGUCAACAAAAAUCCUUUCCUUUGUAUUUGUACUGUUUUGACCAUCUGGACAGGACAUUAGAUUUAUCCAAAUUGUUAUUGUUUAGCGAAAUAAUCGUUGCGUUACCUUUGUGCAAAGAAGUUACUGUAGGAGCUCUCCCACUCAAAAUUUAUACGGAAGUGAAAGUUAAAGGCUCUGAUAAAAUCAAGAUUGAAAAUGUGGAUCUCUGUCACCCAUGGUUUUUCUCGUAUCCAUGGAUGAUCUAUACAAAAUUCUAUGCAAUGUUUUCUGUAUUUGUGCACAGUGCUAGUCUAUGGUUUACUGUUAAUAUGGCAGUGAUGAGGUAUCUAGUUUUGUAUCGCGGAAGUCGUUCACAAACCCGUCUACCUCAGUGCAAUAGUUAUGCGGCAGCAUUCAUAGCCAUCGUCAUCGGCGCUAUCAUCGCUUUAAUUGGCAGUCUUCCAAAUAUGCUUCGCUACAAUGUAGUUUUUCGAUCACAAAUGCAUGUUCCAAAGUACUGCCUGGCUAGCAAAUAUCAUGCUUCAUGGAGUGAAGAUAGUAUAAUAGAAGUUUACGACCUAAAACAACCAAGUUGGUAUAACUGCGCAUGGGAACGAGUAAAUUUUUGGAUGGCUGGUAAGUCUGCUUUUCUACUAGAUUUUCUACACAGUGAACUUCUAAUAUCGAAAAAUCUCAACAUUUUUCCAGCAUGUGUCUUGAAACUGAUUCCUUGUGUUCUGCUCACCGUAUUUAUGACUUUGCUUGUUCUAAUGCUUAUCGAAGCUCGCGAGAGACGAUCACGACUUUGUGGUGGUUUAGCUACUGGUAAUUCACAAGCCGAGCGAACCACAGCAAUGCUUACCGGCAUCGUAGCUGUGUUUCUUAUCACCGAAUUGCCUCAGGGAAUACUUGGUUUAGCUGUCGGUACGUACUAUUGUGAUAAUUUAUUCAUUGCUUACACUGUAGUUGUCCCACAAAUGCUGAUGAAAAAAGUUGAAAAUAGUGAAAUCUAG